This is a messenger RNA of Schistocerca serialis cubense, 3807 nucleotides long. RefSeq lists its product as uncharacterized. Gene Ontology annotation, cellular component: mitochondrial inner membrane; nucleus. The record is from RefSeq and is a predicted model, not a curated record. Gene Ontology annotation, biological process: apoptotic DNA fragmentation. Gene Ontology annotation, molecular function: single-stranded DNA endonuclease activity; nucleic acid binding; metal ion binding. The transcript is spliced from 12 exons. NCBI's taxonomy places the organism in Eukaryota, Metazoa, Arthropoda, Insecta, Orthoptera, Acrididae.
AUGUGGAGCCGGGGUCGUGACGUCCAGCUGUGUGCCCUUGUGGUGGUGGCGCUGGCCACCCUCCAGCAGGCAGAGGCGGCCGCAUUACCGCCCGCAGCAGGACGAGCAGGAGGCUGCUCGGUGGACAUUAACGACGAGUCAGCGUUCCCGGAUCCGCAGCCACUGUUCCUGUUGCCGGGCGGCAGCGCCGACGCGAAGGGCUUCUGGGAGCCGGAAGUGUCUAGCGAGCUGCUGACGCUGCAGGAGGGCGACCAACUCAACCUCGCCUGCACGGGCUCCGGCAACGUCCUCACUGUGUUGGGCGUCGCAGAGGCGACAGCGACGUGCGUGUCCGGCACGACGUUCUCGGUGGACGGGCGCAGCUACGCGCUGAGCGACCUGAAGUGCAGCUCCCUCCCAGACAGCUCGCAACGUGACACGCAGCAGACCUGUGGCGCCUCUGCCGGCGUCUACCCGCUACUGCAGAUCGGCUUCGAGCUAUCCACCGGUUUUGUCAAGCUCAUCGACAUCUGCUUCGAUGACACGCGACUGACGACGCUCUACGCGCAAGAGACCAUAGUGGCUGGCAUCGGUGGCUACCAAAGCGGCUUCCCUAGACCCAACUGGAUGCAAGGCGACUUCUUCGGCGACAUAGACGUAAACACGGCGUACACAAAGAACAAACAGCGCGAGACUAUUUCGGAGAUACUCGGUUCGAGCGAGCUGGGGGACCAGUACGUCACGUCUGGCGACUACUACUUGUCUAGGGGCCACAUGUCUGCCAAGGCCGACUGGGUGUUCGGCUCGCAGCAGACCGCCACCUUCUGGUUCCUCAACGCGGCACCCCAGUGGCAGACCUUCAAUGGUGCCAACUGGGAAACGGUGGAGAGCAACGUACGCUACUACGCGCGCAAGAAAGGUGCCGACCUGACGGUAUACACUGGAACAUACGGCGUCGCCACGCUGCCCAACGUGGACGGCGUGGAGACAGAGCUGUACCUGGUGGCUGACACCAAGCAGAUCCCCGUGCCGAAGCUGUACUGGAAGUUGGUGCACGACGCAGCCAACGACGCGGGCGUAGCUCUGAUCGGUAUCAACAAUCCGUAUGUUUCCGACCCCGGAGACGACUACUACCUGUGUCCCGACGUGUGCAGCAAACUCAGCUGGGUCACUUGGGAAUCCAACGACCAGACGAAAGGUUUCAGCUAUUGCUGUGAAGUCAGUGAGUUCCAGAAGGUCGUCUCCGUGCUGCCAGAAAUCAGCGUCAGCUCACUGCCUACUCUCUACUACGACAAACUCCCAAAUUAUUCACUUUCUGCGAUUACUUUUGACUCUUUUUCUACCACCGACACUCCCAGGCAAUCAUCAUAGGCCGCACCAUCCACUCCUUCCAUCUCCACGAUUUCUUCAAAGAAUCAAGAGCAGCAACAUGGUCGGAAUCAACACGCCCCCUCCAUCCGCCCUCCAUCACGUCUUCCAAGGGUGAAAUAUAAAAAUCAAAAAUUAAUUGCUUUCUACGUAGGAGAUUAUGUACUCUUCACAAAAUUUUGUCAUGAUGCACAGUUUAUCCUCUCUAAUGCACCAGAACGAGCUGGAGGCUGCUCGGUGGACAUCAACGACGAGUCGGCGUUCCCAGACCCGCAGCCACUGUUCCUUUUGGCAGGCGGCAGCGCCGACGCGAAGGGCUUCUGGGAGCCGGAGGUGGCCAGCGAGCUGCUGACGCUGCAGGAGGGCGACCAACUCAACCUCGCCUGCACGGGCGCUGGCAACGUCCUCACGGCGCUGGGCGUCGCAGAGGCGACAGCGACGUGCGUGUCCGGCACGACGUUCUCGGUGGACGGGCGCAGCUACGCGCUGAGCGACCUGAAGUGCAGCUCCCUCCCCGACAGCUCGCAACGUGACGCACAGCAGACCUGUGGCGCCUCUGCCGGCGUCUACCCGCUACUGCAGAUCGGCUUCGAGCUAUCCACCGGUUUUGUCAAGCUCAUCGACAUCUGCUUCGAUGAUACGCGAUUGACUUCGCUCUAUGUGCAGUCCGGUAAUUUCAAUAUGGCGAGAGGCCAUCUGUCUACCAAGGCCGACUGGAUGUUCAGCUCGCAGCAGACCGCCACCUUCUGGUUCCUCAACGCGGCACCUCAGUGGCAGACCUUCAAUGGUACCAACUGGGAAACGGUGGAGAGCAACGUACGCUACUGCGCGAGCAAGAAAGGUGCCGACCUGACAGUAUACACUGGAACCUACGGCGUCGCCACGCUGCCCAACGUGGACGGCGUGGAGACAGAGCUGUACCUGGUGGCUGAUACCAAGCAGAUCCCCGUGCCGAAGCUGUACUGGAAGUUGGUGCACGACGCAGCCAACGACGCGGGCGUAGCUCUGAUCGGUAUCAACAAUCCGUAUGUUUCCGCCCCCGGAGACGACUACUACCUGUGUCCCGACGUGUGCAGCAGGCUCAGCUGGGUCACUUGGGACUCCAGCGACCAGACGAAAGGCUUCAGCUACUGCUGCGAAGUCAGCGAGUUUCAGAAGGUCGUCUCCGUGCUGCCAGAAAUCAGCGUCAGCUCACUGCCUACUCUCUAUCCCCUCAGUGCGAACACGAUGGCCCCCCUUCCGCUGCCGCUGCCGCUGCCGCUGCUGCUGGCGCUGCUGCUGGCCUCGGCUGGCCACGCCUCACCGCUGCCUCGCGCAGGUUGUUCUGUGGACGUGAACGGAUCCAAGAUGCCCGACCCGCAGCCGCUGCUGCUGAAACCCGGUGGCAGCAAAGACGUGCACGGCUUCGUCACGCCGGACUCCUCGGGGGUGAUCUCGCUCAGCCGGAACGAGCAGAUCGUAGUCGCCUGCCCCGACAACAGCCUCCAGGCCACCGGGCAGUCGCAGGCGACGGCCUACUGCGUCUCGGGCUCCACCUUCUCCAUCGACGGGCGAUCGUACGACUUCGCUGACCUCAGCUGCCGAUCCCAGCCGAAGCCGUCAGGCCAGAAAACGGGCAGCUCGUGCGGAAGCAGCGGUCAGUACCAAGUGAUCCAGCUAGGCUUCCAGGUCGGCGCCGACUUCUACACGCUUAUCGACGCCUGCUUCGACGAUCGUUCCUACAACACGGUGUACGACCACUCCACGAUGAUCGCCGAAAUGGGGGGCAGGCAGAGCGGUUUUGACCGGCCCGAUUGGUUGGACGGCGGCUUCUUCGGCGACAUCGACGUGGAUAAACAGUACAAACGUGCCACACAGAUUCAGACGGUCGGCACGCUGCUGGGGUCCAGUCAACUGGGGUCCAAGUACAUCUCUGAAACCAGUGACUACUUCCUUUCCAGGGGACACCUCAGUGCAAAGGCCGAUUUCAUUCUCGGCGCGCUGGAGUAUGCCUCAUUUUUGUACGUGAAUGCUGCGCCGCAGUGGCAAACGUUCAACGGUGGCAACUGGAACACCUUGGAAAACAAUGUACGUUCCUAUGUUUCGAACAACGAGGUAGAACUGGAAAUCUACACGGGUACGCACGGCAUCACGACGCUGCCGGACGUGAACAAUGUCGAGACGGAGUUGUAUCUUUAUGCUGACGGCAGCAAGUACAUUCCAGUUCCAAAGAUCUUCUGGAAGAUCGUGUACGACGCUAACACUAAGGCAGCUGUGGUGUUCGUGGGCGUAAACAAUCCGUACAUUGAGAACCCUGGCUCUGACUACUAUGUCUGCACAGACGUAUGCAGCAAGAUCAGCUGGAUAUCCUGGAAGGCCACGGACCAGGAGAAGGGCUACUCGUAUUGCUGCGAGUACGCAGACUUCAAGAACGCCGUGGCCGACGCACCCAGCCUCGGCGUCAACUCUCUGCUUACCUAA